Messenger RNA from Pelagomonas calceolata, 951 nucleotides. NCBI's taxonomy places the organism in Eukaryota, Pelagophyceae, Pelagomonadales, Pelagomonadaceae. The record is from the annotation of a GenBank genome assembly.
AGCCACACGACUGCGCCGUGACUGAGACGCGUCAUCGAUCCCAAUUGGGGAGUGCAACUUGGCAAAAGCUCUUGCAAUUUGCACCGAGUCGCAAAGCACAGCAGUUGCAGCCACUCGCACAGCAAAUACGCGUCGAUUGUUGGGAGAGCAGCUCACAUUGAAACUGGCUCUCCCUGCUAAAAAAGCGGCACGCCGCGCCUAACUCGAAAAUGCAGCCGCUGUCGACGAACCGCGCGACCGUCUCGCCGCCGGCGGGCGCCGACCAGCCGUUCAUCGCCGCGCGGUUCGCCUGCUUGGCAUUGGCGACGGUGUGCUUCAGCGCGGCGGCUGGCUUGGAGGGUUCGAAGAUGGGUCAGCCCCUCGUCGCCGCGCUGCCGGGCACCUUGGCCGCGGCCGCGCUUGCGUAUCGCGCGAAGCCCGCCCUCGCGCUGACGCCGCCGCUGACAUUAGACGACGUAUCAAUAAAAGAGGCGCCCGGCAAAGGCGAGGGCCUCUUCGCGCGGCGACGGAUAGAAAAGGGCGAGUUCGUCAUGGUACGCGGCCGGCGUCCUCGAUUGGUUUUUCGUGGUCAGCGUUUGAUCACCUGCGUUGAUGUCAACACAGGACUACCUCGGCGAAGAAAUGGACGACGCCGCCGUGAACGAGCGGUACCGGGACCUCAUCGAGGCGCGGUACUUGUUGGGUUUGCGGGGGCCACUCGGUCUCGAUCAAACGUGGGUCGACGCCGUGAAUCCUGAGAAAUCGAACCUGGGCCGCUACAUCAACCACGGCCGGCCGGCGUCGUUGAGGAAGGUGCGGCAGCGCUUCCCGGAUAGACGGUUGCGCUUCUUCGCGGCGCGGGAUCUCGAAGUUGGCGACGAGCUGACUUUUGACUAUGGCGACGACUACUGGCUCGGGCGGGAAAAUGAGCUCCGGGAGUAAGAAGAGCCACACAAAUAACUACCAAUCAAC